Acinonyx jubatus (cheetah) is the source of this 717-nucleotide messenger RNA. Its product is annotated as epididymal-specific lipocalin-8. NCBI's taxonomy places the organism in Eukaryota, Metazoa, Chordata, Mammalia, Carnivora, Felidae. The transcript has 6 exons. The record is from RefSeq and is a predicted model, not a curated record. Bases 1 to 717 code for a protein of 238 amino acids. Gene Ontology annotation, molecular function: small molecule binding.
AUGGAUGCGGGGCUGCUGAGUGUAAUCCUGGGCACUGUCCUAGUGCGGGUGGAGACGGCCACGCAGGACCUCAAUCUACACAGAAUUGUAGGAUUUUGGCGAGAAGUUGGUGUGGCCUCCAGCCAAAACCUGGCGCUAAAGACCCCAAAGAGGCUGGAGGCCUUGUUCCUGACCUUGAGUGGAGAUGAGCUGACGGUGAAGGCUGCUUACGACAGCUCAGGAAGUUGUGAGACAGAAAACAUAGUGGGCUCAGAAACCGACGUUUCGGGGAGAUUUGUUUUUCCUGCUAAGAACCGCUGCCCGGUUGUCACAGCACAAACUGGGCCAUCGUUCAAGGGCUGGGUCCCCCCGGCCCCCUGCCUGGUAUUGCUGGAGGGUCUGGUGCUGGGCGGGGACAGGAUGGAGUCAGACCCUGCCCAGCCCGGUGCACGCGGGCUCUCCUCCCCCCACCCCCCAGGCCACAGGGAGACCCACGUGAUAGACACGGACUACGAGCAGGACGCCAUUCGGAGGGUGUCCCUGCACUGGCAGGUCCAGGAUUUCCACGUGCUCAAAUACUUUACUCGGAGCCUCGAGGACGAGUACGGACCAGGCUUCUGGAGGUUCUGGGAGUUGACAGCUGAUGUAGGGCUGUACCUGGUGGCCCGGCACGGGAGGUGUGCCAAGCUCCUGAAGGAGGUGAGCCUCGCCCCCUGCUGCGCCGAGCCCCCAGGCUGA